Striga hermonthica is the source of this 1314-nucleotide messenger RNA. Lineage: Eukaryota; Viridiplantae; Streptophyta; Magnoliopsida; Lamiales; Orobanchaceae. The record is from the annotation of a GenBank genome assembly.
AUGGAGUUGAUAGUGACGAUUUAUAGUUCAAGUGAAAAACAGGUGGGGAAGAAGGCAGAGGAACUUGUAAUCACAACAAAUAGAUCCAAUGUCAAACCCCCGUCAAAUGCCACUCAACUGCUUCCACCAAGUCCAGAAAUAAAAAGGAAAUUCAGCGAAUUACAAAUUAUCGAGGCCAAGUUGCAGAAAUCUCGAGCCACAAUUCGAGACCCACAAAACGGUAAAGCAACUUAUGACCACGAGUACACUCCCACGGGUCCUGCCUAUUGGAAUCCAACUGCUUUCCACAGGAGCUAUCUUGAGAUGGAAAAGCACUUCAAGGUAUUUGUAUACGAGGAAGGAGAACAGCCGAUAUUCCACAAUGGCCCUUGUGGCAGCAUUUAUUCAAUGGAGGGAAACUUCAUCUCGAAGCUCGAAACUUCGAAUUUCCGAACGCGAGACCCGGGGAAAGCUAGUGUUUUCUUCCUUCCUUUCAGCGUGACCUCCAUUGUCCACUUCAUAUACGACAAAAACUCCCCCGAUCAUUGGCUCCCGAUGAAACAAACGGUCAAGGAUUACAUCAAUCUUGUUGCCACGAAAUACCCUUAUUGGAACCGGAGCCUCGGGUCGGACCAUUUCAUGCUCUCUUGCCACGAUUGGGGGCCCGAACUCUCGAAAUCCCUCCCCGAGCUAUUCGACAACUCGAUCCGUGCCCUUUGCAACGCAAACACCUCGGAAGGGUUCCGACCCGAGAAAGACGUAUCCAUACCCGAAAUCAACCUCCCGGGUGGGCGGACAACGGGCCUGGUCGGCGGCCCGUCCCCGUCCAAGCGCCCGAUCCUCGCAUUCUUCGCGGGUGGGGUCCACGGACCCAUCCGGCCCGUUCUCCUGGAGCACUGGGAGAACAAGGACCCGGACGUGCGGGUUCACAAGUACCUCCCGAAAAACGUCUCGUAUUCAGCCAUGAUGAGGAAAAGCAAGUACUGCAUCUGCCCGAGCGGGUACGAGGUGGCGAGCCCGAGGAUGGUGGAGGCUCUGUACACGGGCUGCGUGCCUGUGAUAGUGAAAGACAAUUACGUGCCGCCUUUUAGCGAUGUUUUGAAUUGGAAGUCGUUCUCGGUUGAGAUACCCGUGGGUGAGAUUAGCAACUUAAAGAGAAUCUUGAACGGGAUAUCGUCGAGGCAGUAUAUAAGGAUGCAGAGGAGAGGGGUCGCGGUUAGACGGCAUUUUGAGGUUAAUUUGCGUCCGAAGAGGUACGAUGUUUUUCAUACGGUGCUGCAUUCGGUUUGGCUGAGGCGGUUGAACGUUCGGCUGAACGGAGUCGAGGAUUCGUGA